AUGAACGCUGAAGCAAGCGUCGUGAAUAAUAUCGCUCAAAGACGUACGAUGUUUGCAGUUUGGCGUAAUACAAAGAGCGGUAACGCCCUGAAGGAGAUGGAAUUCAUUCAGGGCAGGAUCCGCGAUUUCGAGACCAAGAUCGAGGAUCUUCAGUUCGCUACUGAUUGUAAAGACCGGGAGAACGAGCGACUCCGGUCGUUAGCUUCCGACAUUUAUGUCCAGCAUUUAAAUAUGCUGGACUAUAUGGAACAAAAUGACAUCCAGAUUCCACUUUAA
Messenger RNA from Trichomonas vaginalis G3, 276 nucleotides. RefSeq lists its product as uncharacterized. The transcript has a single exon. The record is from RefSeq and is a predicted model, not a curated record. NCBI's taxonomy places the organism in Eukaryota, Parabasalia, Trichomonadida, Trichomonadidae. The coding region runs from base 1 to 276 and encodes 91 amino acids.